CCCUCACGGGCGGUAACAGACCGUCCACCCUCGUUCGCUUGGGAGGGAUCAGGAAAAGAAGCUGCGGGGUUUUCCCCCCUAAUUAUGUACGCAAAAGUCAAGUUUCUGCAAUUGAGACGCUGCGUUUCUGGGCGCCAAUGUGAUCAGCUGCGGUUCAAGCUGAUAGAGACUUGGCUGAGAGUGAAAAGUGACCUGACCUCACUACAGUAAAGGCAGGACAGGUCCUCCGAAGAACACCAGCCACAGCAGCUGGCCACUCUCCCCAAAAAAAUCUUCAUCAUGGCCUACAAAGCUGCACAUUUGGCCUUUAAGUCACGCUGGCACAAGACAGACGAAGAACUCUGUCGGCACAGCAUGUCCUUUGUCCUGCACAAGGCGAUCCAAAACGACUUCUUCAAGUGUUACCUCUAUCUGCUGGAGAAGCUUCCCCUGGUGAAACUUUAUGCUUUGACAAGUCAAGUCAUCAAUGGGGAGAUGCAGUUCUACGCCAGGGCCAAACACUUCUACCGGGAGGUGCCCGCCACAGAAGAGGGAAUGAUGGGGGACUACAUCGAGCUCUCCAACACAGACGUUGAAUCCUCCCGGGAAUUUCUCAGGAAGUUUGUUGGGGGGGUGGGGAAAGCUGGCACCAGCCGUGCCCUGGACUGUGGCUCUGGGAUAGGCCGGAUCAGCAAGCACGUCCUGCUGCCGGUUUUCGAGAGUGUGGAGCUGGUGGAUAUGAUGGAGAAUUUCCUGGCUGAGGUCCCGAACUACCUGCAGGGCAAGGAGGACAGAGUGGAGAUGUAUUACUGCAAAAGCCUCCAGGAAUUCACGCCGGCCCCACGAAGAUACGAUGUCAUCUGGAUUCAGUGGGUUUCAGGAUAUCUGACAGACAAGGAUCUCCUGGAGUUUCUCAUCCGCUGCCAGGACGGCUUGAAGGACAACGGUGUCAUCAUCCUGAAGGACAAUGUGGCCAGGGAGGGCUGCACGCUGGACUGCCUGGACAGCAGCGUGAUCCGAGACCUCAACAUCCUGCACAGCCUCAUCGCCAUGAGCGGGCUCACGGUGCUGCGCGAGGAGAGGCAGGAGGGCUUCCCCGAGCAGUGCGUGCCCGUCUGGAUGCUGGCCAUGCAGAAAGGCCACUCCUGACUGCCCCCGGAGCCUGCAGACACCGGGCUGGGGAUGAGCCAUGGCACUGGCAGGGAGAGGAGCACUCCUGGAGUCCUCCUAACCAUGCACUGCUCCAGGGCAGCAGCUCCUGAAGGGUCGGGAGAGAAUGAGAAAGCUUCCACCAGGAAUAGUCUGCUUCUAAAUCCUACCUGCUCCAUCAUUCUUUCCAUUUUUAAAAUGUUCCUAACCUUUCCUAACCUCCUUGUCAGAUUCCUCUUCUGUUAAGCAGUCAAUACUGUACAAAACUCAUUUAAUAGAAAAUAAUCAGGUCUGAAGUUUCUGUAGUAGUUAAUAUAGUUUGGGUUGUUCUGUAGGAGGUGGCAACAAGCCUGGUUUUUCCUAUGGCACUUAAGUCUUCUGGGGAUUUAAGAAGGAUCUGUCAGAUCACUGAAGCAGGAAAUUCAAGUAACUUCUGGAAAACUUCACCCAAACUUUGACUGUCCUCUCUACCUGUAUUUUAAAAUAUUUAAAUCAAGAAUAUAAGGAAAGUUUCAUCUUUU
Molecule: messenger RNA, 1649 nt
Organism: Prinia subflava (tawny-flanked prinia)
Lineage: Eukaryota; Metazoa; Chordata; Aves; Passeriformes; Cisticolidae
Gene: NTMT2
Product: N-terminal Xaa-Pro-Lys N-methyltransferase 2
Exons: 5
Coding region: 280-1128 (282 amino acids)
Biological process (GO): N-terminal protein amino acid methylation
Cellular component (GO): cytoplasm
Molecular function (GO): N-terminal protein N-methyltransferase activity
Source: RefSeq, a predicted model, not a curated record